AGUUUUGUCGUUUCGAUUAUUCAUGUCCCGCAUAAGGUGUGUCAUGGAUCAUGGAUUGGGUGAUAUCAUCGCUUAGAUCAAUUUCUUCUUUUCGCCAUCCCUCAGUGAAUGGGCGAGCAUUGGUCACUAAUGGUUUUGGUUGAUCACUCAUUAGUAACAACUACACACAUACAUAUAUCCUUCCGGUAUAGGGGGAUCUAUGUGACGCCCUUUAUCUUGACGACCCACGCCUUUUGUACAACAAGCACAUCCAUCAUAUUUGGUUCCUUUUCUUUUAUUUUCAACACAGCAUAUUUCCGGCAGGGUAAUACAUAUCUGAAGAUCAAGAUUUUGCGCAUUGUCAAUUUUGAGAAUCUGAAGACGAAUUAUCAUCCUAUAUUUUCAUAGAACUUUUUUUUAUUAAUUUUUAACUUUUUAUUCAUUCAAUUGCCAAAAUAAAUGGGAUCGAAGAGAAGAAACUAUCCUCUUCCCCAUACAUCUAUAAAGCCAUUCAGGGACCGAUUCGAGGUCGUUGAUCACCGCCACAUUGGAGGUGGAGAAGCAGGAAAGUUCAGUGAAGGCAACACCAUCGAAUCGUCCGGAUCCAAUUUCAAAAAGCCAAAAGUUUUUUCGAUAAUAUGACGAUGGAUCAAAGUAACGAUGACUCUGUUGCGGAUUUUGAAAUCCCAUCAGAAAGUGAGCAUCAAACCACGGGGCACACCAGUCGAAAUAGCGACAGUAACGCUCACCCGAUUCCACAUAUGGGGGAUUUAUUAGAAGAAUCUCCGGAGGUUAGGAUCGAAAGGCUAGGUAGGCAAAGGCCGGGAAUCUUCAAAUCACUAUGGGCAGAGAUCGGAUUUGUAUUUUCAAUUUCCAUGUCACAGGUCCUGACGGUAAGUUCUGAUAGUUUUUUUUAUAUCUUGAUCUAUUUAUCGGAUUCUAACAGUGGAGAAGGAAUAUUUCGUUUCUGGUUUCACGGUUAUCUUGCCCACUUUGGUAAAAAAUCUGGAAAUACCAUCGGCUUCCGCUACUUGGCCUGCCAGCGCCUUCUCGCUCACCUUGGCCUGCUUUCUUCUAGUGUUCGGUCGUCUAUCGGAUAUGUAUGGGGGCUAUCCGGCAUAUGUAGCAGGGUUUAUUUGGCUUGCUUUGUGGAGCCUGGUAGGUGGGUUCUCUACCGAUCUCAUAAUGCUUAAUUUUUGUCGAGCACUACAAGGCCUGGGCCCAGCGAUGUAUCUACCUUCAAGUGUAGCUCUUAUAGGCACCAUAUAUCGACCAGGACCACGGAAGAACUUGGUUUUCGCAAUCUAUGGAGCAUGUGCCCCGCUGGGAUUCUUCGUGGGGAUUUUCUUCGCUGGAUUAGUAGCCGAGUACACACGUUGGGGUUGGUGGUUCUGGAUUGGAUGCUUUUUGGCCGCUAUAACAGCUAUCACAUCCUACCUGACAAUUCCUUCUGACAUUACCAAGAAGCGCAAAGUUCGCGAGGCACGCAAGGGUACAGAUGAAGAAGUGAAAAUGGAUUGGUGGGGUGCAAUUUUCAUUGUCGUAGGACUUAUUUUUUUUACUUUCGCCAUCAUCGAUUCGGCCCACGCACCUAAUGGCUGGAAGACGCCCUAUAUCUAUGUUCUAUUUGUCAUUGGUUGCUUGUUGCUUCUUGUAGCUGCAUACAUUGAGAUGCGGACUAAGCAAGCUUUGAUUCCAAGUUCAUUUUUCAAGGUUCCAUCCAUGGUACCACUAGUCUUUGCACUCUUCCUGUGCUACGGUUCUCUGGGUAUUUUCCUACUUUAUGCCACAUUCUAUAUGAGCGGGGUCAUGGGUGGCACCCCAUUACAACUUGUUGCGUGGUAUGCACCAAUGGCUGUGGGCGGAUGCAUAAUCUCCACAGUUGGAGGCUUUGUUCUGCACUUACUACCGGGGACAGCCCUUGUCGUCACAGCUGGUGUAGCCUGGAUUGUUGCACCUUUGCUCUUUGCUAUUGCCCCAGCUGGCGCCAAUUAUGUAAGUUUAUUUUCAGAAUUGUUUUCAUGAAAAUCUGACAAAUAUUUUAGUGGGCAUAUAUAUUCCCCGCCAUGAUAUGUGCAACGAUUGGUAUCGACAUAACGUUCACAGUCGCCAAUAUAUUUUUCACUACGUCUCUAUCGCAAUCACAGCAAGGCCUUGCUGGUUCCAUGGUAAUGCUCAUUCUACAUUUGGGUAUUGCAGUUUGUCUUGGAUUUUCAGAUAUCAUCAACACUUAUACUUUAGAUCGGGUGGGCCUUAGACAGAGUUACCACGCAGUAUUUUGGUUCGAAGUUGCAUGCGCAGGUGUAUCAUUGAUAAUAAUGGCACUCUUCGUCAAGAUCAAGAGAGCGGAGAGUGAAUUGACAGUUGAUGAAAGAAUUGCUGCGUUGAAUGCCGUACCAUUGGUAGGGGACAAUCGGUCAACGACUGGAGCGAUGGGCUUGGGAAUGGAUAGCGCAGAUGAUGGGAAGUUAAAUUGAUUUCGUAUACGUCUAAAAUAUCUGCUUUAACCUUAUAGAUAUAUGAAUUUUUGCGGAGUUGAUACCCUUGGGUCGUUGGAUUUCAGGCGUUCUUGGAUUAAAGCAAACAAAGCAAGAGUAAGAUAAAUAGAAAUAAAAUUA
Messenger RNA from Sclerotinia trifoliorum, 2597 nucleotides. The record is from the annotation of a GenBank genome assembly. Lineage: Eukaryota; Fungi; Ascomycota; Leotiomycetes; Helotiales; Sclerotiniaceae.